This is a messenger RNA of Hevea brasiliensis (rubber tree), 1803 nucleotides long. RefSeq names its product protein ALP1-like. The record is from RefSeq and is a predicted model, not a curated record. The transcript has 4 exons. NCBI's taxonomy places the organism in Eukaryota, Viridiplantae, Streptophyta, Magnoliopsida, Malpighiales, Euphorbiaceae. Bases 336 to 1565 code for a protein of 409 amino acids.
UUAACAAAGACCUACCCACAUGUGCUAGCACAUAGAUUUAGCUUCUCUGUGCAGAUAUAAAUGCACAUACCCUCUCUCUCUCUCUUCUCUUUUUUUUUUUUCCCAUCUCAUCCAAGCGCUCUUUCUCUGUUAUUAUUGAUUUUCUCAUUUAUUUGCAUGCUUCAAAAGCCACACACAAAAACAAUAUACAUAUCGCAACUAGCUUUUCCUGUUCAUGAAAUUUUGUUGCAUGUUAUUACGACCCAUUAUCUCUCUCAUCAUUCUUUUAUGAUCUCUGUGUGACUUUGCUAGUGGGUUUCUUCAGUUUGGAUUUAAUUGGGGUCGUGUAAGCUUUGAUGGGUCCUAUAAGAGGGUACAAAAAGAGGAAAAAGACAGAUAAAAGGGCCGAAGAUAAUGCUUAUGCUUCUGCUUCUGCUUCUGUGUCUGCAGAGAAGGAAGGGCCUGUGGAUUGGUGGGAUGAAUUUUCCAAGAGGAUUAAUGGUCUUCCAUCUCCAUCAAAGAGUUUGGACAAGUUUGAACAAGUUUUCAGGAUUACCAGGAAAACCUUCAAUUACAUAUGUUCACUUGUGAAGGAAGAUAUGACUGCUAAAUCAAGGGAAUUUACGUUUUUAAAUGGCAAGGUUUUAUCUUUGCAUGACCAGGUUGCUGUGGCUUUAAGAAGACUGAGUUCUGGUGAUUCACUAGUGACAGUUGCUGAUUCAUUUGGUUUGAACCACUCAACUGUCUCCCAAGUGACCUGGCGUUUUGUGGAAGCCAUGGAAGAAAAGGGGCUUCAACACCUAAAAUGGCCUUCUAGUGAAUUAGAAAUGAUGCAAAUAAAAUCUAAGUUUGAGAACAUACAAGGUCUCCCUAAUUGUUGUGGUGUGGUUGAAACCACUCACAUCAUGAUGCUGUUGCCUUCCUCAGACACUUCAAGUAAUGUAUGGCUCGAUAAUGAGAAGAAUCACAGCAUGGUCUUGCAGGGAGUUGUAGACCCUGAGAUGAGGUUCCUAGACAUAGUCACUGGAUGGCCUGGAAAAAUGCAAGAUUGGGUGGUGUUUCAGAGUUCAAACUUCCAUAAACUUUGUGAAAGAGGAGAUAGGUUGAAUGGGAAAAAAUUACAGCUUUCUGAAGGAUCAGAAAUAAGGGAAUAUAUAAUUGGAGAUUCAGGAUUUCCUCUACUGCCAUAUCUUAUUGUUCCAUAUGAGGGGAAAGAACUCUCAGAACCAAAAGCCGAGUUCAAUAAACGGCUUUCUGCAACUCAGAUGGUAGCCAACAGAGCAUUGGCGAGGCUGAAGGACAUGUGGAGGAUCAUUCAUGGAGUGAUGUGGAGACCUGACAAACAUAGGUUGCCAAGGAUUAUCCUAGUCUGCUGCUUGCUCCAUAACAUAGCCAUUGAUUUGGAAGAUGAGGCACAGAGUGAUAUUCCUUUGUCUCACCAGCAUGACCCAGACUACCAGCAACAGACUUGUGAAUCCGUCGACAUAAAAGCCUGGCUAAAAUGGUGGAUUACUUGGCAUUGUUCAUCAAACCAUAAGGCAGUGGCCCGGACAAGACAACAAUGUGAGAGAGACACUACAAUAUAGAACUAGAGUUGCUCACAGGAGUUCCUAAGACUCCUUCAGGCUUCAGUAAUUGCUUCAGCAUAGAACUUCAUCUUUUUUUGUUUUAUCAUGGGAAUCUCAUAACUCAAUUAUCUGGUUCUACUAUUAUUUUUUUAAGUACAUCAAGUAUUCUUUAUGUCGGUUUUACAGUCUAUAAAAGAUUAAUUCCUAAGAUGCAUGGCUGCCAUAUUUAGGAGCGCAGUUAGUCUUAUCACUUUUA